CCACGACCCCGCGCGCGGUUUUUCCCGAUAUCUCUCGUCGAAUAGGCAAUAGUCACCGGAGGGAGUGACAAAGAGGCCCCUGAUCCUGUCCAUUUUCGGCUCAUCCGUCGUCCUCACGCUCUGGAACAGCUCAAACACCGCUGGCCAUCGCCUGUUGUGCCCCGCCGGGGGGGAGGGAGGAAGCCGAAAAGAGGAGUAAAUCGGCGGAGGCGUCUCGCUGCGCUCGUUGGUUUCAACUUGCUGGGUAAACUCGCCCCGGCGCACUCCGAGAUUUCGUGCGAACUGUUAACCCGUGGUCUGGACAACCCAGGCAUGUCGAGGUGCUAGGGCACACGGCUGAGGCGAGGUUUUUUUCUCUGUUGGAAAUUGGGGACAUUGUUGGGGCGGUUUGAGGGACGAUAUGUGGCCCGGGGGUGGUGACAUCGCCUCCUGCGGCAGACGGAGAAUGCACCUGGUGACACCGGUUGUCAUCUGCAUCGUUGGGAUUCUGGUUGGGUGGCAGGCGCCGGCGACUGAGGCUGUGGUGUGUCACGACAACUACAAAUGUAACUGCAAAGGAAUAAAAGGAACCCCUGGAUUCCCAGGUAUCGCUGGUCCCCAAGGUCCCUCAGGAUCCCCAGGAGACGAUGGACCGGAAGGGCCCCUCGGACCAAAAGGUGAAAAAGGAGCUGGGGGUGAGCCCGGUGGAACCGGUGAAAAAGGUCACAGAGGAGACAAGGGAAUGAAAGGUUUCUUGGGUGAUGCUGGUCUGCCGGGUCACCGUGGUACUCCUGGUGUGAGAGGUCCCGACGGAUUGGACGGGUGUAAUGGAACUGACGGACGAGCUGGUGCCCCCGGAAUGACCGGAGCCUACGGUCCUCGCGGUGGUCCUGGACUCCUUGGAGAUCCCGGACCUGCGGGAGAGCCCGGCGAGGGGGGGAUCAACUCGCUAGGGGUUAAGGGAGUUCGAGGAAAUGCCGGUCGUGAUGGACCGAAGGGCUUCGACGGUCCUCCAGGAUACAUUGGAGAGCCCGGUUACGCCGGUGACACCGGUGACUUCGGCUAUCAAGGUGAGCCUGGUCUGCCUGGACUGACUGGCGAUCAGGGUGAUACGGUUUAUGGGGACAAGGGACAGCCUGGAGAGCAGGGAGAUCGCGGAGAACCGGGACCGAUUAACAAAGAGUGGAAGAAGAAUAAUGACUCGGAACCAGAGCCUGGAGCACCCGGGAGGAAAGGUGUUCGGGGGGAUUACGGCGAUCGGGGGAGGAAGGGAGAGAUGGGAGAUAAAGGCCCUAUGGGACGACCCGGAUACCUAGGUGUGAAAGGUGUGAAAGGAGAGCAAGGCGAUGACGGUCCUCGUGGAAAACAAGGUGUCACAGGUCCGAGUGGACCUGCCGGUGAGAAAGGAGACAAGGGCGCGCCUGGAUAUGCAGGACGUCCCGGAGAAGACGGCCUUGACGGUGAACCUGGAGAAAUUGGAAACCGUGGACCUCCUGGAAGGCAGGGAGCGCCUGGAGAGAAAGGACUGUACAUUCCGGAACUGGAUGAAAUCAUCCCUGGACCUAUUGGAGUUCAAGGAGAACUUGGUCCUCCUGGAGAGCCAGGACAGAAUGGUACGCCGGGUCGUCCUGGAUUAGUUGGAUACAUCGGACCUCCAGGUUUACCGGGACCACAGGGACCACUGGGGAUUCCAGGACCGAAGGGAACGUCCGAGAAAGGGGAACAGGGAGACGAUGGACUGCCAGGUCCUCUGGGCCCCCCAGGCCCUCCAGGAAGACCCGGUCUUGUUGGACCGAUCGGUGCUAAAGGAUUCCCCGGUGUUACCAUCAUUGGACCACCCGGUAUAGACGGAAAACCCGGUUUCAGCGGUUUGAAUGGACCACCCGGAGAGCGCGGAGAUCCCGGACCAGAAGGUCCAAAAGGUUUUCCCGGCAAAGGUGUGAGAAUUCGAGGUCCAGCCGGUGAGCCAGGUCUUCCUGGCACACCAGGACGUCCUGGACCCGACGGUUGGCCGGGUGUACCAGGGCCAAGAGGUGCCAAAGGUAUUCGCGGAGAUGACUGUGGAGUGUGCGCUCCAGGUUUGCCUGGUGCUAAAGGAGAACGGGGUGACUCGGGUCUGAAUGGAUUCCCCGGUGCCCCAGGAUAUUCUGGAUUACCUGGACCCCGAGGCUUUAAAGGAGCAUACGGGGUACCUGGUAGCAUGGGGCCAAUGGGUCUUGAGGGAGAGAGUGGUAGACCGGGUAUCGCUGGUUCUCAGGGGCCCAAAGGACAAGCAGGACGCAUUGUUCCACCCCCUGGUCCUGCCAGAGUUGCACCACCAGGUGAUGUCGGUGACAAAGGUUUCCCCGGGUUCGAGGGUCUCCGUGGGCCGCGUGGUCCACCCGGUGAAAUCGGAGACACAGGGCCUGAAGGUCCUAAAGGAGAAAAAGGAGAUUUUGGUGCACCUGGAGUCACGGGAGUCGAUGGUAGACCCGGAUGGGAUGGACUAGCUGGAGAGAAAGGAGAUGACGCUGAUGUGCCGAUAGAGUUUCUUCGGGGGGAUCCUGGCGUCGAUGGAAUACCUGGGGUGAAGGGGGUUCGGGGAGACAAGGGAUGGCCCGGCGAAGUGGGGGAAGCUGCUUCUCACGUUAUUACUGAUAUCAAGGGGAAUAAGGGAACUAAAGGAGAAUCUGGAGCGCCUGGUUACGAUGGAUUCCAAGGUUUUCAAGGACCGCAAGGAGAUGAGGGUUGGCCUGGGCCACCUGGGCCUCAGGGAUCCCCCGGAUUUUCUCUGCAAGGUGCAAGUGGUCUAAAGGGAUACGCCGGCAUGCCCGGAGAUGAAGGCCCUCGUGGUAUUGCUGGUGAACCUGGAAAGCGAGGUCCACAGGGACUUCUGGGACCGCCAGGAGUGAAAGGAGAGCGCGGAGACAUCGGAACGAAUCUGAUAUACGGAGAGAUUGGUGAACGUGGACUUUACGGCCAGAAAGGAGAGUACGGUUUUGAGGGUCCUGCUGGUCCGCGUGGAAGACCUGGUGUUGACGGUCCGAAGGGUGUCAGGGGGGCUAAAGGAGCCCCUGGGUUUGAAGGAUUACCAGGACUUCAGGGAGCUAAAGGUGUCCGAGGAGACAGCAUUCAAGGACCUCGUGGUUUCCCAGGUGCUCCAGGUUUACCCGGAGGGAUUGGAAUGCGGGGCAACGUGGGAAUGACAGGUCCAGACGGUAUUUCAGGUUUCGAUGGGAUGAAGGGUCUGAAAGGAGAGAUUGGGUUCCAUGGGCGUCAGGGGGAGGAUGGGGACAUGGGAAUUCAAGGUUACCCAGGUAUGGAGGGAAUUCCUGGGGCUCCUGGUAAGCAAGGAGAAGACGGGGACAUUGGAGUCAUCGGAGAUUCUGGACAGCCAGGGUGGAUCGGAGAGGAUGGAUCACCGGGGGCUGUGGGACAGAAGGGAGAGCUGGGAGAGCCUGGGAGUCCGGGAUUCCCAGGUAUCCAAGGACCUGUGGGGUUACCGGGGAUGGUCGGAGAUAUUGGAUAUGAUGGGCCUGAUGGGGAGAGGGGGGAGAAUGCGUUCAGUGGGCCUCAGGGAGAUCUGGGUGAGCCUGGGUUCAUGGGGGCCAUUGGAGCUCCUGGGGCACCUGGGGUUGAUGGACGGCCUGGGUUACCUGGGGAUAAUGGGGUGGAUGCAGUGGGAUAUAAUGGAUCACCUGGACCCAAGGGAGAACCUGGGUGGAAUGGAUUGCAUGGAAGACCUGGACCAAAGGGUGAAAUUGGUGACAUGGGACCGGACGGAUUCAAAGGAGAAAUUGGAGAUAGUGGAGCUCAGGGAAGACCUGGAACUCCAGGAAUCAAUGGAAGACCUGGUACGAAGGGUGAACGAGGACCAGUGGGACCGAUCGGUCUGGACGGAGUGAAAGGGCAACGCGGUCUCGAUGGAGAUCCUGGCUUUAUGGGAGCACCAGGCAUGCCUGGUGACGCUGGCCCUCGUGGAAGACCUGGUCUGUCUGGUGUGCCCGGACCGAAGGGAAUCGUUGGUGACCCUGGGUUACCUUCGUACAUGGAUGCUGACAAGGGAGAGAGAGGUGACCAAGGAUUCCAUGGGCUGCACGGAAGGAAGGGAGAACAGGGAGAUGUUGGGUUGCGGGGAUACCCUGGAGCUAGGGGAAUGCGUGGAGACAUUGGUUAUCCUGGUCCAGACGGUUUUGAAGGCCUACCUGGACUGCCAGGUCUUCCUGGUGACGUGGGAUUCCCUGGACUCCCAGGCCCUCCUGGUCAAAAUCCUCAACGCGGUGAGCCAGGUCUGCCAGGACUGGAUGGUCGACCAGGUAUUCCUGGACGACCAGGGCAGAAGGGAGCUCCUGGUGAAUAUGGGCCUGACGGUCCAAAAGGUAUCGAAGGAGAGCCAGGACGGAGUAUUCCAGGGGCAAAGGGUCUUCCUGGAGAUUUAGGACCCAGAGGAUAUGAAGGUCGCCCUGGAGCACCAGGAUUGCGAGGACUCGAUGGAUUCCCCGGAGCUCCCGGUCUCAAAGGUUACCGGGGAGAGCCUGGAUAUGCUCAGUACGGUCGCAAAGGGGAGGAGGGUGAUGUCGGUUUCCAAGGGUCCGAUGGCAGGCAUGGAUUCAAGGGCGAGAGGGGUGACUCUGGUAUUCCGGGAGCCCCAGGCUUCCCGGGUUUGAAGGGAGAACGAGGAGAAAUGGGAGAGUCCGGCCCCAUCGGUUUGCCAGGACCUGAUGGACCCCAGGGACCCAAAGGAGAUCACGGUACCAGUCCCUACCCACUGUUCCCCAGGAAAGGACUUCAAGGAGAUGUGGGAUUCCCAGGCUUGAGUGGAAUACCUGGAGCUCCGGGGAUGAUGGGAAUGCCAGGAUUGGACGGUCUGCCAGGACUCGAGGGUGAGCGCGGAGUGGAUGGACUCCCAGGGUUCCCAGGACCCGAUGGUGAUAACGGAUCCCCAGGCCCUCAAGGCCCACGUGGGGCCAUUGGUUACCAAGGAGCUCCUGGAUUCCAAGGGCCUAGGGGAGAGGACGCACCACCAGGACCAGGGCCCAGAAGUCGUGGAUUCCACUUUGCCAGGCAUUCCCAGUCGGAAAUGAUUCCCCUUUGUCCGCGAGGAGCUGUCAAAAUGUGGGAUGGGUUCUCAUUACUUCAUAUUAUGGGUAAUUCACACCCAUGGGCACAGGAUCUUGGACAACCUGGAAGUUGUGUAAAAAAAUUCUCAGUGAUGCCUUUCCUAUUCUGCAAUCUGAAUAAUGUCUGCGAUUAUGCCCAGAGGAAUGACUACAGCUACUGGUUGAGUUCGACAGAGCCAAUGCCAAUGAUGAUGACACCAAUUCCAGCACCAGAGGCUGGAAGGUACAUCUCUAGGUGCUCCGUGUGUGAAGCACCGACGAGAAUGAUUGCGGUGCACAGUCAGUCGAUGCAGAUUCCAGAGUGCCCUGGUGGAUGGGAAGAAGCUUGGAUCGGUUACAGCUUCCUCAUGCAUCGCGACGCAGGUGCAGCAGGCGGUGGCCAAUCGCUAAUAUCUCCAGGCUCAUGCCUCGAGGAAUUCCGCACUCGCCCGUUCAUUGAGUGUCGUGGUCUCGGUACAUGCAACUACUUCUCCACCGCAAUCUCCUACUGGCUUGCAACCAUUGAGGAUCACGAGAUGUUCCGUAAGCCACAGCCUCAAACCCUAAAAGCCGAUCACACGUCACGAGUCAGCAGAUGUGCCGUAUGCAUACGACGUCAAGUAACUGAGACCUAUGGCAACAGGCUGAGCCCCUUCACCGCCAAUGGAUCGCGCUACAUUCCACCGGUACCAGUCAAUCCACAGCCCGUUCAAACUGUUCCAGAAUGGCAGCGGCGCCGGCCGCCGGGGGGUAGGGUCAGAGUUCCCGGGGGGCGCGUACCCCAGAAUCAACGGAGAAGAGGUCGGGUUCGUAGGCCUGUCCAGGCCAACAAUUCUAGCCAAAGUUCUUUAGCGAGAGCAGCAUGAUUUAGACGGGGGAAACUAUAAUCCGAAAUUCUUCAAAUCAUCGUCGAUUCGUUUUUCUAAAGAAGAAAUCACACGUGAAAAAAUUCUAUGGAAAAAGUUCGGUUGAUUUUCUGUGGAAAUUGUAUUGAAAAUUGUAUUUGUUGUGCAAUUGUGAGUUUUUCAAUAGAUAUUUUUGGAUUGGAAAAAGUUUAUUGAUGUUGAUGGGGAUGAAUUGUCACGUUUUCUGGGAUUUUGUAAUGAGAAAGAAAAAAAUGAUGCAGUGAAAAAAGAAUAGAAAAUUCAUAUCUAAUUUCGAUCAAAAGAAUCUAAAGAGAGUAGUUGUUGUAGAAACAUUAAGAUGGAUUGACUUUUCUUGCAUGAAAUAUCUAUUACAAUCACAUAAAAAAUUUGCAUAAUUUGCAAUACAAAACAGUGCAGAAGUGAGUGGUAUUUUCUAAUAGAAUUUUUAGAGGGAGCACGAGGUUUUUCUAUUGAAUUUUUUUAUAUGUGAAGAAAAGAAACAUUCUAAAAUUUUUUUAAUCAUCGUCGAUACGUUUUUCUAAUGGAGAAAUCACCUACGGAAAAAUUUAAUGGAAAAGUUUGAUUUCUGUUGGAAUUGUAUUGAAAAGUCUAUUUGUUGUGUAAUUCUGUCGUGAUUUUUCCGCUAGAUAUUUUUAAUUAAUAAAAAGUUUAUUAAUGUGGAUGGGGAUGGAUUUUUUUACAUAUUUUCUGGGAUUUUUUUAUUGAGAAAAAAAAAUUAUACAAUGAGCGAAAAAAGAAUAAAAAAUUGGUGUCGAAAGAUUUCGAUCGAAAGAACCUAAAAAGAAUAGCUCCUGUAGAAACCUGAUGCAUUGAUGUUUUUAUAUCAAAUAUUUAUUACAACCACAUGACAAACAGUGCGGAAACAAAUGGAAUUUUCUAAUAGAAUUUCCAGGAGCAUGAGGAUUUCUAUUAACUUUUUUCAUGCGUGAGGAGAAGAAACAUUAAUGUAUAUAAAAUAAUGAUAUUUUAUCCAGUAGGUAAGUUAUAUCAAAAAUAAUUCAAUCAUCGCAAGUGUCUUUUCGGGACGUGCUAAUCCGUGCGCUGUGCCAUACAAAGAAUUUUUCGACGAUUUCUCGAUUCAUAUACUGCCAAAUGAGUAGGGGAAAGAGAAAAUGAGGUGAGAUGACGAAGCUUUCGAGUUUUUGAUGAAUAUUGACGUAAUAAUGAUGAUAAUUUAAUCAAUCGUAACGAUGACUCAUCUCAUUUUGACAUUUCACUACAUAAAUACACUCGAUUGUUCCUUUUUCGAAUUAACUUUACUGUAACUUUAUUAAAUCUAAUGUAUUCUAUGAAAUUUGAAUAAAGUACUUUUGUAAAAGUG
Molecule: messenger RNA, 7265 nt
Organism: Diachasma alloeum
Lineage: Eukaryota; Metazoa; Arthropoda; Insecta; Hymenoptera; Braconidae
Product: collagen alpha-5(IV) chain
Exons: 24
Coding region: 401-5923 (1840 amino acids)
Cellular component (GO): collagen trimer
Molecular function (GO): extracellular matrix structural constituent
Source: RefSeq, a predicted model, not a curated record